GAGGGAGAAAAAACAGAGCACAGAGGAUUUCGUUCUGCUCUUAUUUAUGCCCGACAAGAGGCAGAGCAGUGCCACUUGCUUCCUUCUCUUCUUCGUCCCGCCUCGCUGCCUGCGUGAAUCGAGAUCAUCGUCAAUUGAAACUCCUACGUUAAAUCUCUCGAAAAGUCCAAUCAUUGUACUCUUCAUCAAUCUCCACGAGCCCCUCUUUCUCUCUCUUAUCCAGUGGCCUCCCAUUCGUUUGGGAGUCUGCUUAAAGCUUAAUAAAGUUCCUCUCUUUUCUGCAGCAAAACGAAUCAGUUAAGUGAUCUGCCCCUCCGUUGCUGUUAAUUCAUCUCUUCUCUCCAUCGGGACCAAGUCUUCUGCUUGCUGCAGUUCUCAGUGGGUUGUUGCGAUAGAGAUCGUCAAUUGGGGGGAGGUGGCAGUUCCAGCAAACGGGUUCCUGGGUGUUGGAGUUGCAUACCCAGAUCUGGUUCUGGAACAAGCUUCGGUUAUUCACCCUAUUGCAUGGCUAGAGUUUGAUUCUCUUCGUUGUAUGUGCUAAAAGAUGCAAUUUUGAGAGCUGGGUUUUGCUGUUUGUGGAAGGGAAAUUGGUAAUUUGGAGAGUUGCAAGGACUGGGCAAAGGGCACUUUCUGGAUCUGGUGCCAGUGCUGGAUAGUUUGGAUCAAUCCUAACCUGUCCAUGCUAAUAUAAGCAAAUUUUAGAGCAGGGUGUUGCUGUUUGUGGUAGAGGGAUUAUUUAAUCAUUCAUAGGGGAUUAGAAUUUUGGUAGAAGGUUUCUUUCUGGAUCUGAGUUUGGGGAUAGUUUAAGGGGUGCGAGUCUGAUAAGAUUACGUUUGCAAACAUGCCAUCAGAGGAAGACAAGGACCCUCUAGUUAUAACCAGGCCAAACCCCCCAGCAAAGUCUCUGCCUACUCGGGUUCUUCAACUGUUCGUGCUUUUUUUCAUCGUGUGCAUCACAUUUGGGGCCGUUAGCGUAUACACGAUCCGGCAUUUCGGGGUCCAGAGCUCUGCUACAGCUGUUAAAUCGAGUUUUCAGCCUUGCUAUGUGGAGUCAAACAGUUUGGACCAUUGGAUAAGGCCCCCUUCGGAUCUGCUCCACACGAUGAGCGAUGAGGAGCUGUUCUGGAGGUCUACAAUGGUUCCUCGAAUAAAGAAGUAUCCCUUCAAAAGACUCCCAAAGAUUGCAUUUAUGUUCUUGACCAAAGGGCCAAUGCCCCUGGCUCCUCUCUGGGAGAGGUUUCUGAAGGGCCAUGAGGAGCGGUACUCAAUCUAUGUUCAUUCCUCGCCCUCUUUUCAUGCCCAGUUCCACCCAUCUUCAGUGUUCUACAAGAGACAGAUCCCGAGUCAGGUUGCAGAGUGGGGGAGGAUGAGCAUGUGUGACGCAGAAAGGCGGCUCCUCGCAAAUGCGCUGCUGGAUAUAUCAAAUGAGUGGUUCAUCCUGCUUUCAGAGUCCUGUAUCCCUCUCUACAACUUCAGUCUCAUCUAUAACUACAUUGCAAAGUCCCGAUUUAGCUUCAUCGGGGCAUUUGAUGACCACGGGCCCUAUGGUCGUGGCCGGUACAAUCCUGACAUGAGCCCCGAGGUGAACCUCACUGAGUGGCGGAAGGGGGCCCAGUGGUUUGAGGUCAACCGGAGGCUCGCAGUGAGUAUUGUGGAGGACACCGUCUACUACCCCAAGUUCAAGGAGUUCUGCAGGCCCGCAUGCUACGUGGAUGAGCACUACUUCCCUACGAUGCUCACAAUACGGGCGGGCAGCCAACUGGCCAACAGGAGCCUCACCUGGGUCGACUGGUCCCGGGGAGGGGCCCACCCCGCCACGUUCGGGAGGGCUGACGUAACGGAGGAUUUCCUGAGGAGGAUCGUCGAGGGGCGCAACUGCAGUUACAACAGGCAGCCCACGUCGACGUGCUUCCUCUUUGCAAGGAAGUUUGCCCCAAGCACGUUGGAGCCGCUUCUGGCGCUGGCCCGAGAGGUCCUGGGCUACUGAUUUGGAUCAAGUUCCCAACCCAUGAGUUUAAGGUUGUGUUUGGUUCAGUGGAAUAGAAAGGAAAAAUGAAACUGGCGCACGAGGUUUUACAUGCAUAAAAUCCCGUUCUUCUCAUACCAGGCACGGCGACGUGAGAGAUUCCAUAGCAUGCGCUGGCGAUCGUAGCAAGUACAGGCGGCGAUCCGACCUCCUCGGUGGUAGCCGUUUGAUGAUGUACAGCACAUUUACAAGGAUGUUAUACUAAUUAGUUUUUCAGAUUAAAAAAAGGAGUUCAGGUAGAGUUUUUGGUAGUUUAUUUGGAAAAGAAAUUUUUAUACCACUGCCGAAACUUGUCAUUUUAUUUUGUAGGAAAUUUGUAUUUUUAUUUUACAAUUUUAAUUUGCAGUCAUAUACUCAAAUCUGAACAAAGCUGAAGACAAAAUAUGAGAAAUAAUGAUUGAUCA
This is a messenger RNA of Punica granatum (pomegranate), 2430 nucleotides long. Lineage: Eukaryota; Viridiplantae; Streptophyta; Magnoliopsida; Myrtales; Lythraceae. The record is from RefSeq and is a predicted model, not a curated record.